UGAAGAUGAAGCAGAUGUAGACGUGAAAUUAGCAAGCGGCGGAGAUUUGGAGAAAGUAUCUAUAAGCCCAAGUUCCUGUACACCAACAAGCAAGGAGAAAGGAAGCAUUAAAGAAACACCUAAAAGUUCAAAAAAGUUUGUGAUGAGCUUGGAACAAAGAAAAAAUUUUGUUUGCCAAAGUGGAAUUGAACCUAGGGAUUUCAUGCCCCGAUGCUCACCACUGAUCAAGCCACAGAGACUCUAUGGUGGAAGAUUGGAUACAUGUAUAGAUUUCAACUUCCAGCACAUAGAACAGCUUCAAUCGAUGAUGAAUUGUUGAAGUCCUUUCAGCCUCAAAUUGUGGCCAUUGGUGAACAAUUUGAUUUUGAUAAACUAAUUAUCAUCUAUGAGGGCAUUAUUCUAUGCAGCAAACCACAACAAAGCAUUGUAAAUAGCAUUGUGGCUUUGCUGUCAUCAUUUUAUAUAUUCAAUAUGUGGUGUAUAAAGACAGCAAAGCCAUAUUGUCCUUCCUAGAGCAGGCCCUAAUGGGUAUUGGCCAAGGUCAUACUUUGCUGAAUGUCAGCACUUUCUUUAACCCUGUAACUCCCAUGAGUGACCAAGAGAAAACUUCUCCUUACAAUCUCAGCACAAUUUCAAGUAGAAAAGUGAUGAGAAUAAAGCAGAUUAUGAUCUAGGAGACUUUAAGUUGAUCCAAUACUAAAUUCUCCCAAAUAAUAUCAAAAGAUUGUAUGACAGACAGUAAGAGGAAUUACUAAUACAAUCUUGGGAGUGAAAGGGUUCUUGAAAUUUCAGAAUUAGAAUCAUUGGUAGAAUCUAUUUGUAAUUUCUGUUAGUAUGAAGAAAUGUACAAUUUACAUUGGAUAUUCUCAAU
Pocillopora verrucosa is the source of this 871-nucleotide messenger RNA. The record is from RefSeq and is a predicted model, not a curated record. Lineage: Eukaryota; Metazoa; Cnidaria; Anthozoa; Scleractinia; Pocilloporidae.